Messenger RNA from Hypomesus transpacificus, 1424 nucleotides. RefSeq lists its product as uncharacterized. NCBI's taxonomy places the organism in Eukaryota, Metazoa, Chordata, Actinopteri, Osmeriformes, Osmeridae. The transcript is spliced from 6 exons. The record is from RefSeq and is a predicted model, not a curated record. Gene Ontology annotation, molecular function: DNA strand exchange activity; DNA binding. The coding region runs from base 16 to 1182 and encodes 388 amino acids. Gene Ontology annotation, biological process: DNA recombination.
CCAGUCCAACUUGACAUGCAAAGUGGAUGUGAACGACCAAAGAUAACAAUAUGUGUUGAAUAUCUAAGGCAUCUACUGGAACUUGGACUGCCAGUGGUGACAAUUGCAAGUUUAGUCGGGAUUUCUCGUGCUACACUGUACAGAAGAAUGGCUGACAACAACCUCUCUGUCAGAGGAAUGUACAGUGCCAUGACCGAUGCAGAAGUAGAUGAACGUGUCUCUGAAAUAAAAGAGAGGAUGCCGCAUGCAGGGUACAGAUUAGUGAAGGGUACUCUGAAGGCACAAGGACAUCGACUCCAGUGGCUUCGUGUGAAAGCAUCAAUGCAUCGUGUAGACAGCGUUGGGAUACUGUCAAGAAUGACCCAACUGGGAUGUGUUAUCAGGCGAACAUACUCCGUGCCAUGCCCCAAGUACCUUGUGCAUAUAGACACCAAUCACAAACUCAUCAGGUACAACAUAGUUAUUUUUGGUGGAAUUGAUGGCUUUUCACGUAAGAUUAUGUACCUGAGGGCUGCAAACAAUAAUCGGUCCGACACCACCUUAGCCUUCUUCAGCCAGGCUGUUCAGGAUUUUGGAUAUCCACUCAGAGUGCGAGCAGAUCAAGGGGGAGAGAAUGUUGGUGUUGCCCGUUUGAUGUUUACCGUGCGUGGACCAGACAGUGGCAGCUUUAUAGCUGGAAAAAGUGUCCAUAACCAAAGAAUCGAGAGACUUUGGCGUGACAUUUGGAUGGGGGUCACCAAUGUGUUUUACCACAUUUUCCACAUGCUGGAGGAAGAGGGCCUCCUCGAUCUAAGCAAUGCCACGCAUUUCUUUUGCCUUCACUAUGUUUUUCUGCCAUGUCUUGAAGUAAACCUAGAUGUGUUUAGAGAAGGAUGGGACAAUCACUCUCUAAGAACGGAGCAGAACCUCACACCAAACCAGUUGUGGGAGGUUGGUCAGAUGCAACAUCCCAUUCCAAAUCCAGAGGAGAUGAACAUCCCUCAGAUUGAUUGGGAGGAAAGUGGGGAGGUCCCAGACCCACAUAUUGGAGUGAAUGUUCCUCAGCUGGGGAGCCCACUCACUCCUGAGCAACUGGCUGCAUUACAGCACCACAUUCAUCCUCUGCAGCCUUCAGAAUCCAAUGGUAUUGACAUAUAUAUGACAACCGUGCAGUAUGUUGAAGGAUUGCUGCAGGAACGUUAAGAUGCUACUUUCAUGUGAAAAAUAGAAAUCCUCAAAAAAAAAUUGGUUGAUCAGAUAUUUAUUUUUCUUUCAAGUUUUCAACACAAAAACAGAACACGUAACCCAAGUUCAGAAACCCUCACAAAUGAUUUUUUUUUUUGGACAGAAAUGUAAUCCACAGUACCUUGAUUUCUUUCUGUAUUGAGGUGUGUUGAAAAGUAUAACGUAGGGUGAUUAGUCAAAAAAUAAAUACUCCAAAAUAG